This is a messenger RNA of Thalassophryne amazonica, 993 nucleotides long. RefSeq names its product methyltransferase like 23 (gene mettl23). Gene Ontology annotation, cellular component: nucleus; cytoplasm. The coding region runs from base 55 to 735 and encodes 226 amino acids. The record is from RefSeq and is a predicted model, not a curated record. NCBI's taxonomy places the organism in Eukaryota, Metazoa, Chordata, Actinopteri, Batrachoidiformes, Batrachoididae. The transcript is spliced from 5 exons.
CCUAACCGCUGGUUGCCAGUCACCGUCAAACGGAAGAAGGAAGAAGGAAGAAGAAUGGAGCCGAGCGAAGCCCAUACGAAGGCUGAAACUCGCAAAGUCUUCAGGUUCGAAGAAAACGGCUCGUCUCUCUGCGUGUCGAUCCCCGAGGUUUUGGACCCUCAGUAUGGCAUGUAUGUGUGGCCCUGUGCUGUGGUUCUGGCUCAAUAUUUGUGGACCCACAGAGAAGAGCUGAAAGGCAAAACAGUCCUGGAGCUCGGAGCAGGUGUAAGUCUGCCAGGUGUUGUGGCUGCAAAGUGUGGUGCAAAGGUCAUCCUGUCAGACAACGCCAACACGCCACGUUGUCUGGAUAACUGCAGGCGGAGCUGCAAAGCCAAUGGCCUGAAUGAUGUGCUCGUACUCGGACUCACUUGGGGAGAGAUCUCACCUGACCUGGUUCUCCUGCCUAAACUGGAUUUCAUCUUGGGAUCAGAUGUUUUCUACGAGCCUGCAGAUUUUGAGGAUGUCCUCGUGACCGUUGCUUUCCUUUUGAGAAAGAACCCCACUGCCCAGUUUUGGACAACAUACCAAGAAAGAAGUGCUGACUGGUCGAUUGAAGCGUUGCUGCGCAGAUGGAAGCUCGAGUGCAUCGAUGUUCAGCUGGAAAGUUUUAAUGCUCAUAAAUGUGACCUCGCUGGAUCGGAUUUGCCGGGACGUCACAUUGUGCAAAUGAUGAUCAUCACACUACCACCAAAAUGAAGACUCACAGACUUGACCGCCGUCACAGAAAGAGCUCAAACUGGCACAGAAAACUAGAACAGCACGCAUGCUCUGCUAACAGAGUAAAAGCUACUUUCACCAGUUGACAUAGGAACUGUCACAGGACUUCUGCCCUCAGCUGGCUGGUGGAGGUAAUUACAAGGUGUGAAAAUAGAGAUGAGCAACUGUAUCUCAAGACCACAUCGAGAGAAAUGAGAGCCCCCCCCCCCCCCCCCCCCCAAAAAAAAACACAUUUUU